GCUCCCUCUUGUGGGAGUAUAACCACCCAUAAAACAGUUUUGGGAGAGGGCUACUUUGCGUGGCAUCUUGGCCGUGUCAAAUUGGGUGUUUGGCGGCGAGGGAGGUGGGAAGAACUCGACAAUGGGAAAGAGGGAGAAGAAGCUGAGGCACCAGCAAAGAAAUCCUCGUCGAGGAGCCUCUUACUAUGCUGAGGGAGAUGAUGACUAUGAUGACCAGCUGAGCCUGCCCUCUUCUUCUUCUUCCUCUGCUUCCAAACCUUCUAAUCCUGAAGAAGGGGAAGAAGAAGGCGAUGAAGAAAAAAGUGACGAUGAAGAAGAAGAAGAGGAAAAUGGAGAAUAUUCAUUGAAGGACGUCCCGUCAAAAUUUCUUCUAUACCAACAGUCCGUACAGUCUCCGAAGGGAGACAUAAGCUAUAUGCAGAAGUUCUUUCUGAUGUAUGUGGGUGGGAGGUUGCCCCUCCAUCUCCAAGAGGAUUUCUGUGGAACCGCUCUUCUUAGCGCUGAAUGGAUUCGCAGUAAUCCAAGUAGGACUGCUGUGGGAUUGGAUUUGGACCUUGAGGCACUAAAUUGGUGCAUGGAGAACAACAUAACUAGCGUUGGCGCUGAUGCAUAUACCCAAAUAUCCCUAUUUCAUGGUAACGUCUUGCAGCCUCUUGAUGCCAAACAAGUUAAAGACGAGCCUCAUGAGCUCAUAAGUAAAAUCACACUGCAAGAAGGCAAAGAUGGUUGUGGGACUCAUGCACUGGAAUCUACUGUGCAAUUGGACUCUCCUACCAAUCACAAGUACAUGAAGAACUUUCCACUUCCUCCAAGAGACAUAGUUUGUGCAUUCAACUAUAGUUGUUGUUGUCUCCAUAAACGUGAAGACCUGGUUUUGUAUUUUAAGCAUGUGCUUGAUGCCUUGUCAAAGAAAGGGGCUAUAUUUGUGAUGGAUUUAUAUGGUGGGACAUCGUCAGAGCGCAGGCUAAGGCUCCAGAGGAGAUUUGCCAAUUUUACGUAUGUUUGGGAGCAAGCUGAAUUUGACAUAAUUGAGCGCAAAACAAGGAUUAGCCUACACUUUCAUCUCCAAAAGCAGCAGAAAAAAAUUCGUCAUGCAUUUUCAUACAGUUGGAGGCUGUGGUCAUUGCCUGAGAUUAAAGACUGCUUAGAAGAGGCUGGAUUUCGAUCUGUCCAUUUUUGGCUUCGGCAAAUGCCAGAUGUUGAAGAAAUCAGAACUACAGAGGGAUUUGGUGUUGGACGAGAUGUGAAGUAUGAAGAGGUAAAAAGUUUUCAGCAACAAGACGCUUGGAAUGCAUACAUAGUAGGUGUUGUGUAGCUCCAUCUUUCCUGGUAAAAUUCAAGGUGAUGUAGACAUCAUGGCCAAAACUUUUAAUUUUGCUCAUGAUUAGGAGAUAAGGGGCUUUUAAAACUUCACUGACAUUAAGACCAAGAAAACAAAUAACCUUCUUUUACUUCUGUUUAGUUCCACCUCCAAAUCUAGCUUGCAAAGUACUACCAUGUGCGAGAGAUUACAUUGAAGCAGAUAUUGUUCUAUCCUGCCAGUAAGUUUCCUCAUUUUUAUAUUUGGAUUAGGUGUUUCUCAAACUUACUUUAUUUUCUAGUUGUUUCAUUUGGGUUUGAAGCUAUGCUAAAAGAUGCUUAUACCAUAUGAUUUGGUCCAAGCCAUAUAGAGACAGGUGGAUUUUAUUACCUUGUCACGGCUAUUUUGCACUACCUAAGUUGGCUGCCAAUGGGUGUUUUUGGCGACUGAAUUAACAACAGGUCCUCUCUGUUGUCUAAAAUAGUUGCCCCAAAAUUGAAUGAACAAAACAAGGCUAUACUAAAUUAACUUCAUCAACACAUGCCAAUGACCGCCGAUUGUUCGUCAGUCAGUUGUCAGUAGGACUGUUCAACUGGGCCGGGUUUUUUCCCAACCCAGUCCGGAACCCGGAAAACCGGGAUCUGGUUCCGGGUUUCAAUCCUGAUUAAACUCGGGCCGAAACCCGGGUUGAAAAACCCGGAUCUAUCCGGCCCGGAUACGGGUUACAAACCCAGGUACCGGGUUUGUCUCUCUCACUCUCUCUCUCUCUCGUUACGCUUGCUGCUUACGAAAGGAGAAACCCUAAGUCUGUGCCUCCUCGCUGCGACUCCAUUGCCGCCGCCGCAUCUUCGUCACCGCAUCUUCGUCACCGCAUCUCCGUUGCCGUGACCCCGUGAGUCUCUCUCUCUCUCUCUCUCUCUAUCUCCCUCUCUCUCUCUCCAUUGGAUUUCUGGGUUUGGAUUAUUAGAAACUAAAUAUUGUUGAGUUUUCCAUAAGCGGGUUUCUGGGUUUGGUUAAUCUCUGGCAAGUUUACUUAUGUUCAAUUACUACCACAAUAGAGGCAAGCAUAACUUCGGAGAGAGCCCGAUUCUAGGACUCGGCUUGAUUUGGGUUUGGGUUGAUUUAUAAACUGUUAAAUCCUAACAUUGUCUCACAUGUGGGUUUUCAAAUCCUAUAAUCUCCCCUUGUAAAGUCAGGCCAUUCGUGAGUUUCUUUCUAGA
Messenger RNA from Juglans regia (Persian walnut), 2520 nucleotides. RefSeq lists its product as uncharacterized. The coding region runs from base 122 to 1315 and encodes 397 amino acids. The transcript has 5 exons. Lineage: Eukaryota; Viridiplantae; Streptophyta; Magnoliopsida; Fagales; Juglandaceae. The record is from RefSeq and is a predicted model, not a curated record.